Molecule: messenger RNA, 2500 nt
Organism: Mollisia scopiformis
Lineage: Eukaryota; Fungi; Ascomycota; Leotiomycetes; Helotiales; Mollisiaceae
Product: RNA-binding domain-containing protein
Exons: 3
Coding region: 98-2377 (759 amino acids)
Biological process (GO): mRNA processing
Cellular component (GO): nucleus
Molecular function (GO): RNA binding; metal ion binding
Source: RefSeq, a predicted model, not a curated record
AGGACGCAAACACAAUUCCACAACAGAAAUGAACCAAUAACUUAUCCUGUAGAAGCUUUCUUGACAUUACAGAUCUCGUGCGGCGCGUCUAGUCAAGAUGCUAUUCUCUGAGGAUGAUGCUCCGCUUCUGAAAAAGUGGAUUGUGAAGCGACUGGAAAAUACAUCCGAUGCUGACGCCGACGUCCUUGCCGAUUACGUUCUCGCGCUUCUCCGUCAUGAUGGCGAUGUCGAAACGGUCCGCGCUCUUUGUGAACGUGAAAUGCCCGAUUUCCUGAAAGAGGAUUCGACAAUCUUUGUAAGAGACGUUUUUGACGCCAUCAAUUACAAAUCCUACAUGCCUGGAGCUGCUCCUCCCCCUCGCAGACCUUCAUUACCUUUUGCGCCACCUUCAGGUCCUUCCGCGCCUUCAUACGGAAACUUGGGAAACGGUGCGCCAAUGGGUCCUCAAAAUGGCUCGAGGAAGCGCUCAUUUCAUGAGAGGGGAGAUACUGAGAUGCAAGACAGAGGCUUUCACCAAGGAGGCGACUCUAACGGAAGAAUGUUCAAGCAGCCUCGACGUGGAGGUCCUGGUAUGGGAAGAGGCGGUUAUGAACCACGAGGUGGUAGAGGAGGUUAUGCUGGGAAUCGACCACCGCCAAUGAACUUUCAGAACAUGCCAACACCCCCAGGCUUUCCUGGUAUGCCACCGAUGCCGAGUCCUCCUCCUGGUAUGCCUCCUGGUAUGCCGUUCUUUGAUCCUAGAGAAGGCUUUGCGGGUUUGGAAGCUAUGCUGAGUAUGGGACUACCAAUGCCUGUUCUUCGAGGAAUGCCACAGGCCGCUUCCUCACCACCGAGACAAGGUUCUCCCACGAAGCCAAAAUGCAGAGAUUAUGAGCACAAGGGCUUCUGUGCUAGGGGCAAUACAUGUCCGUACGAGCAUGGUUCGCAUUCGAUAUGGAUUCCACCAGUAAACAAAGUCGAAGAGUACGACCCGACUAUGAGUUUGAUGUCGACCCUAGAAGCUAAUACCAACCGUGGUGGAUUCACUCAAUUUCGAGGCGGUGAUAGAGGUCGGGGACGUAGAGGCCAAAGAGGCACCCUCAAUCCCAGACGUGGUGGUGGAAGAUCAGAAUUCUCGUCGAACCAACCUAACUUUGACAAGAACAACACUACCAUUGUCGUCGAAAAUAUCCCUGAAGACAAAUUCUCCGAGGACGAGGUCCGGAAGUUCUUCUCAGAGUUUGGAAAUAUUGUUGAGGUCACAAUGCGACCAUACAAGCGUCUUGCAAUUGUCAAAUACGAUGAUUGGAACAAUGCCAAGAAUGCAUACAACUCUCCCAAGGUCAUAUUCGACAACAGAUUCGUCAAGGUCUAUUGGUAUGUGAAUCAAGACUCGCUGCCAAAGCCUCCUGCGGUAACUGGAGCCAACGGUGAAGCAAAGAGGGAACGUCAAGGCUCUGAAAGUACUGCUCCUACUCCCAAGCAAGAACCAGAGAUUGAUUUGGAGGAGUUUGCGCGAAAACAAGCGGAGGCUCAGAAGGCGCACGAGGAUAAGAUGAAGAAGAUGGCAGAGAUGGAAGCUGCUAAGAAGGACCUAGAGAAGCGACAAGAGGAGCUUCUGAAAAGCCAAGCUGAGGAAAAGAGGAAAUUGAUGGAGAAGAUAGCUGCCAAGAGUGGAAAGUCUGCUUCACCUGCUGUUCAACCUGCAAAUGGCAGUCCAGCACCUGCUGAGAGCAAGACGACAGCUCAAAUUCAGACCGAAGCAUUGAAGGCUCAGUUGGCUGCAUUGGAGGCUGAAGCAAAGUCGCUGGGAAUUGAUCCGAAUGUCGCCGAAGAACCAUUCUACGGUGGUUAUCGUGGACGAGGCAGAGGUCGUGGUGUCUAUCGAGGUAGAGGAACCUUCCAACCACGUGGCUUCCGGGGAGGAUAUCGAGGCCGUGGUACGGGUGUGCCUUUUUCAGCAAGUGGUCGGGUCUUCAACCUUGACAAUCGGACCAAGAAGGUUGCCUUGACUGGUGCGGAUUUCACUGAUGCCGGAAAGGAGGAGAGCCUCAGGGAGUAUCUUUUGGGCAUUGGCGAAUACACCGACCUCGAAAUUACACCAACACGUACCUCGAUCCUCUUCAAAGACCGCUUCACAGCCGAGAAAUUCAUGCGAACUCCCGACAACGAAAUCCCAUCCGUAGGCAAAGUCGAAAUGUCGUGGAUUCAAACUCCGUUACCGCCUGUAAACCUAACACCCAAGCCCUCUUCAACCGCCAUCAAAGUCGACGACGAUACCGCCAUGGACGAAGGAGAUGCGAUGGCAAGUAGUCCUGUUCAAGCAGGUGGUGAGGUGGUUGAGGAGCAGCACUCUAGUUACGAUUAUGAUGUUGCUGGGGAGGAUGAGUGGAAUUGAUGAAUCACGAACGGCAUUGGGGCGGAACAUAAAAGGACGGCUUGGUCGGGAGCCACGGAUUGUAAAUGUAUUGUAAAUUAGUAUACGGUAUUGCGAUGAUGAGAAUCACGCGGAACACGAGAU